Ceutorhynchus assimilis (cabbage seed weevil) is the source of this 1122-nucleotide messenger RNA. NCBI's taxonomy places the organism in Eukaryota, Metazoa, Arthropoda, Insecta, Coleoptera, Curculionidae. The record is from the annotation of a GenBank genome assembly.
AUGGAUGGAAACGCUUACAAAACCGAAAAAAUCAACAAAAUCAGAUGGAAACCUGAAAUAAAUGAAGAGCCACAGCAUAUCCUUACCGGGAAUAACAAGAUAGUGUUGUGGCAGCUCGUAAAGGAUGCUCCCAAAUUAUUUAAAAUAAGGGAGUAUCCUUACUGUGGAGCUGUUACAGAAAUUAAGUUUUUAAACACUGAAUUAUUCGCGAGUAGUUCUUCAUCAGGAUCGGCCCACAUAAUGGGAUUCUCAGGAUCCGGAAUAGCGGGCCCCCUUAUUCAAGACUACGUUACAUGGAAACAUAUUCACUAUUUUAAGAACGGCAAUCCCAGUCCUUGUACAGCUUUAGCUGUUCACGAUCCCAGUCCUUUUACAGCUGUAGCUGCUAAUAAUUUUGAUGUGGCUACUGUGGGAGAGGAUGGUCGUAUCAAUAUUUUAACAGCAGAAUCAACAGCCGUGGUUAGGACCAUAGAUAAUGCUGACACUUGUGCCAUCAAGUGUGUGACAUAUGUAACUCGUGAUCAAAUAUUGACUAGCAAUCAGUUAGGUGUGAUGAAGUCCUGGGACCAAAGAUCCGAUACUAAUCAGCCUAUAAGUAUUUUUAUGAAUCGUAGAGCGGCAGUAGUGAGUCAGAUAACUCACUUGACCUGCCACCCGACUCAGAGAUAUAUUAUGGUUGCAGGAGAUGAAUGGGGAAUAAUGACCAGCUGGGAUUUAAGACAAAAUAAGCACCCUGUCAAUAUCCUCAGCGCCCAUAAAGGAGCAAUAUCGGCAAUACAUUUUGAUCAAGAGCGUGCUGAUCAUCUAUUCAGUUGCUCUCAAGAUGGUAAAAUUUUGCAUUGGUCACCAAAAACCAAAACCCAAUUUAUGGUGGGAGAUAAUACUAAUAAUCCCUGGCUAUUACCGGAACAACAUGUGAACGAUAAAUUAAAAGUAACAAGUUUUGGGUAUCCAACGCAAACCCCAUUCAAUUGCAUGGAUAUCAGCGGUAAUAGAAUUGUUUGCGGUUGCGAUAGUACAGGUGGAAAGCAUAUGGAAGGCAUAAGGUUUUAUCAACCUACUCUCAAAUAUCUACCAUUGCUUUCCUUGUCUAAUAAUUCUAAAGAUCUGCGGAUGUUGUGA